Molecule: messenger RNA, 6044 nt
Organism: Sycon ciliatum
Lineage: Eukaryota; Metazoa; Porifera; Calcarea; Leucosolenida; Sycettidae
Product: protein strawberry notch homolog 1-like
Exons: 32
Coding region: 231-5024 (1597 amino acids)
Biological process (GO): regulation of DNA-templated transcription
Cellular component (GO): nucleus
Molecular function (GO): chromatin DNA binding; histone binding
Source: RefSeq, a predicted model, not a curated record
GAAAAUGUUUCAAUGCAUGCAUGCUUGCAUCUCAGCUAGCUGUCUUGUAGUUCAAGGGAAAUUUUCGUUUGUGAGUAUGCUGUAAGAAAACAGUGUAACCCGGAUGCAGAGAAAGAAUUACGGAUUGUGCCGAGGAGUUCUUGUACUGUCUUCGCCUCCAAGUCAAUGUACUCGGGAGGUCCCUGCGCUGCUAAUGUCACCAUCUGUUUGUGAAGGAAAUUGAACAAACAAUGGAAUUUUCACAUCAGGAUAUUGACGAAUUGACGCUGCUGGUCUCUGACCCUGGAAUGGUUGGUGGCAGUGCACCUUCUGAUCUAUUAGCAAGUCUCCAGCCAGAAGCAGACUUGACCAAGUUAUUAGGUGCAUCGGGUAAUACAACAGGCAGCCAUAUAGCAGCCGCUCCUGCUCCUGCUGCUGCUGCUGCUGCUGCUGCUGCUGCUUCUAAUGUUGCACUGAGUGCUGUGCCUUUGGCAACGCGGCAGCCAUCAGCAGCGCUGGAUGAGUUAGUUCUGAGUGCGCUGUUGUCCAGUCAGGAUACGAGUACACCCGCUGAAACAUCUGCACUGUCCAUGGACGAGCUGUUGAGUAUGUCACUGGAGAGACAGCAUCCGAUAGCGGCACAUGACGGUGAUGGAUUUGGUGCAGAGUCACUGCAAGCCAGUGGCAGCAACUCGCUGGCAUCGUUGGAUCUAGCCAUGCUGUGCCGUGGUGAUGACGAUGGAGGUGGCGCAGACUUGGUGGAUUCCGUACUGGCUACGCCUACAUCGAGUGGUCUGAGUACGUGGAACGGUGAGCUUGGUAGCAGUGCUGCGGGCGAGAAUGGUGCUGUCUUGUCGGACACAACGGAUACAUCCGACUUACAGCCCAACCCGACGGCGACGACAGCGGCAGCUAGCAGUGGCGCGGCAUUGGCGGCGUUGUCCUCUGGCAGUUCUCUGUCGCACCCCAUCAACCUUCUCACACCACCGCCCACAGGUGGUACACCGCCAUCAGGUGCUGCUGCUGCUAGUGGUGGGCCAAUGGCUGGGGUGCUGCCCAUGGGUGCAACGACAGUGUCAGUCACUUGGCCUACUAACAACUCUGCGGCCAAUGUGCCUGCAGCCAAACGCACUCUGGGCACCGGGGCCAGCCAGAUCUCACUGCAGCAGCUGUCUCGCAAUGGCCCAGUCUCUGCUGAACUUCCUGGAAUUGGGCAAAUCACCGUCAUGUAUACUCAGCCGAAAUCUGCCUCUGGUUCAUCACUACCGCACCCAGCGUCCACAGGCCCGCAGUUCAAAACCAUCAAGCUAUCAGCUCAGGGGACAGCAGCAACACUGGCGGCUGCUAAAGCGGCUGCCUUGCAAGCGUCUGCCUCAUCAUCGACAGCAGUAGAUGAUGACUCCGAUGAUGAUGACGAAUACUCUGAAGCAAACACCUACGCCAUUUACAAGCCCAUGAAACUGGAGAUUGGUAUUGAACAUCCGGACCCUGUCGUUGAAUCCAGCUCUUUGUCUGGUGUUGUACCACCGGACAUAUGGUACAGUGUACAGCUACCAACAGAGGUGAUCGACACUGGCAAGUUGUCUGCAUUACAGCUGGAGGCUGUCUCCUACGCGUCACAGCAGCACUGGACAAUGUUAGAAAACGACUCGAGAUCUGGUUUUCUUAUCGGUGAUGGUGCUGGUGUUGGAAAGGGCCGAACAAUCGCUGGUAUUAUCUGGGAGAACUACUUGCAGGGACGCCGGAAAGCUAUCUGGUUGAGCGUCUCAUCAGAUCUGCGAAUGGAUGCAAUACGGGACUUGGGUGAUAUUGGAGCAGACAUCAAGGUUCACCAGUUGACGCGGCUGAAGUACACGCGGAACACCACCGAGCCAAUACCGCGAGACAUGCGCAAGGGCGUGAUGUUUGGCACUUACUCAGCGCUGAUCGGAGAGACCACUGGUUCGUCCAACCCUCAGCGUCGCUUGGAUCGCCUCAUUGACUGGUGCACAGCCGACUCAAAGGGAGAAAGUAGUCCGGAGAAAAGAGAAAACUUUGAAGGAGUCCUGGUAUUUGACGAGUGUCACAAAGCGAAAAACCUGCUACCAAAGAAUGCCUCCAAGCCCAGCAAGACUGGUCAGUGUGUGCUGGAGAUUCAGAAGCGCUUGCCGAAAGCUCGUGUGGUCUACUGCAGUGCCACGGGCGCGUCCGAACCGCGUCAUAUGGCCUACAUGACGCGUCUGGGUAUCUGGGGCAAGGGCACGCAAUUCCCCGGCUUCAACGAUUUCCUGAGUGCCGUGGAAAAACGCGGCGUCGGCGGUAUGGAACUUGUUGCCAUGGAUAUGAAGCUCCGUGGCAUGUACGUAGCGCGCCAGCUGAGUUUCAAAGGUUCGAAGUUCGAUAUCGUGGAUGUGCCGCUCGAUCCCAAGUUCAAGAUGAUGUACGACGACUCCGUCCAGCUGUGGGUCAAGGCAAGAAGUAGCUUUCACACGGCGCAACAACUUGCCAGUUUGCCGAGCAGAGAGACCAAGACGAUGUGGGCACAAUUCUGGUCAGCUCAUCAGCGUUUCUUCAAGUACCUGUGUAUCGCGGCAAAGGUGAAGCAUGUUGUUAAUGUAGCUCAGAAGGCAAUUGAACAGAACAAGUGCGUUGUCAUUGGUCUUCAGUCGACAGGGGAAGCAAGAACAUUGGACCAGAUUGAAGGAAAGGAUCGCACAAAACUGGACGACUUCAUCUCCACUGCGAAGGGUGUCGUACAGUCACUCAUCGACAAGCACUUUCCUCGCCUGGACAAGCAAGAAGAGCUUAUGUUUGCAACGGGAAAAGGACAGAAACGGCGGAAUGGAAGCUAUCCCAGCCAGCACCCGGAUGAUUCUCUGGGAGCGCUGGGUGAUUCUCAGACCGAGGAGUCCUCUUGUGCAUCGGAAGUGGACGACAAUGACGAUGAUUACGACGACGACCACAACAACAACACCUACGGUGGUGGCGGUGGGACCAGCAGCUCUGACCUGGACGGCAGUGCCUCGUCCUCGCCUAACCUCUCCCACAAUCGCCGUCAGCAGAGUCAUCGCAGCGUGGGCAGCAAGGCGAAGCGCAAGAAGGGCGCCGGUCCGUCGCGGGAAGAUCUCCUCGAGACGCAGAUGUCCAACCAGGCAGCGCUGGCUGCCCUGGGCGGUAACAGUCACUCGGCAAUGGCGUGGCAAGUCGGCAGUCUGCUCAAGGAGCAUGAGUUGAAGAACAAUGCUUCAAGCAGCGCAGGCACUGCUGCUGUUGCCGCUGGUCGUACUAGCCAGUCCAGUAGCCGUGCCAACAGUCGACCGUGCUCCACACCCUCAACACCAUCACGGGGUGGUGUCAAUGGCAUCGGUGCAUCAGCAACCAGUGGCAUUGCGUCGUCAUCUUCAGGGUGUACUGGCACGUCCAGUGGUGGUCUCUCCUCACGACUGGCUGCUGGUGGCAAAACCAAUGGGAAAAACAAGCAACUGCAGUUACUAGAGAUGAAAGAGGAGUUAUUGGCACACUUGGAGGAGCUGGCACCUCACUUGCCUGUCAACACAUUGGAUGAGCUGAUUCAAGAGCUAGGCGGAUCUGAGCGUGUAGCUGAGAUGACAGGGCGACGUGGUAGAGUUUUGGGUAUGCAAGACGGUCGCAUUAGCUACGAAUAUCGCUCAGCCGAAGAGUCCGUGUCCCUUGAUCAAAUCAACAUCAUGGAAAAGGACAGAUUCAUGCGUGGGGAAAAGCUUGUCGCCAUCAUUUCCGAAGCAGCCAGUUCUGGUAUUUCCAUGCAAGCUGAUCGACGUGUACAGAAUCAACGUCGACGUGUACACAUAACCCUGGAGUUGCCGUGGAGUGCUGAUCGUGCUAUCCAGCAGUUUGGUCGUACACAUCGCUCCAAUCAGACCAGUGCGCCUGAGUACCUGUUUCUUAUUUCUGAGCUGUCUGGUGAGCGUCGGUUUGCGUCUGUUGUUGCCAAGCGUCUGGAAAGCCUGGGUGCUCUAACUCACGGUGAUCGGCGUGCCACUGAAUCACGUGAUCUCAGUCGCUACAACUAUGAUACCAAGUAUGGGCGUACGGCGUUGGAACACGUAAUGCGGAGUGUAAUCUCACGAAGUCCACAACUCAUUCCUGUACCUACCUCAUCAUUCUAUGAUGAUAUCAGUCAUUCACUGGUGGGUGUCGGUAUUCUGCAAGAGAAUUGCAAAGCGCUUGUCGACAGUAAAGACAUGGGCAACCUGUCUCGGUUUCUCAAUCGCAUACUCGGUGUCACCGUAGACCUGCAGAACAUGCUCUUUGCCUACUUUGCCGAUAUGCUGUCGGCUGUCAUUGCCCGGGCCAAGCGCAACGGACGUUACGACGAGGGCAUCUUGGAUGUGGACUUCAAGGAAGCUGAAGUAAACCUUGUGAGCACAGAGAAUUUCCAAGGCUCCACAUCAGUUGGUACCGUGUUUACUGAGCUGCAUACGGUACUUAUUGAGCGCGGUAUGACGUGGGACAGUGCGUGUGAUUUGCUGGAGGGUUGUCAGAACCCUUCCGAAGGCUUCUACCUCUCCAAACGCAGUCAACAGGGUCGUCAGCGUGUGGUAUUGGUCUUGUUCCGUGAUGACGGUACGUCCAAGUCUGACAAGUGUAUUCUCUACCAACCGAACAUUGGGCUGCUACCGAAACAAGAGAAGCUCAGCUCGUUGAUGGAGAAGUACUUUCAGGCAAGUGACAUGGAUAUCGUCAGAAAGUGCUGGCAAGAGCAUUAUGAACAGUCAGCAGUUGGCUGUUCUCAUGCCUUCAUGGGUCGCUGUAAGCGUAAGAUAGUGGGUGAGGACUGUGAGGUCGGUCGUCGCAAGCGUACUUACCACAUCCUCAGUGGCUCUGUGCUUAGUGUGUGGAAUGAGAUGGAGAAGGUAUUGCAACGUCACGCGCCCACCUCGCAGCAGAAGACACAGAUCAUGCGUGUCAAGACUGGCUGUGGCCGUGUCAUCAUCGGCAGUUACAUUCCCAACCCAUGUGUGUCACACCUGCAGACUGUCCUUCGCAAAAUAUCCGAGCUGCACCAGAAGGCAAGUUUGGAUUAGGCCAUUGCGGCAGCAUCUGCUUUUCACAUCCCGGUGGGCAGCUUGACAACAGUAGCAGAUCAUGAUGUCGUCGUGACAUCACCACCGGCAUCAUGGCAUCACCGUGACGUAUUCACCGGCAUCAUGAUGUCACCGUGACGUAAUCACCGGCAGCAUGAUGCCAUUAUGACAUCAUCAUUGGUAUCAUCAUCAUAACAUCGUAGUUCUUGUAGUACUUGCAGUGUGCAGCAACUGGUGGCCAUGCGAAUGGGUUCAGUACCACCAGUGGUUGUGGUAUUGCUUCGACAGUGUAGUACAACUCUCCCUGAGCGUAACCGUAAUAACGACAACCUCUCAACGUCUCCUCCAUACUCCGGUCCUUGUCUUGAACCAACUGGAGACUAGUCAUUGUCUCGUCCAUGCUCCGGCCCUUGUCUUGAACCAACGGCGUCUAUCUAGACAGUUAAACGUCUUGUCUGUUUUCAGUACUACCUGUGUGCGUGUGUGCUCGCCCUUCUCCCUUGUGGUGUCCAUUAGUGCUCGGUCUUGUUCCACCAGUACUCUCAUCGCAGUCUUGCUGUGCUGUCAUCGCAGUCUUGCUGUGUUCUCAUCGCAGUCUUGCUGUGUUCUCAUCGCAGUCUUGCUGUGUUCUCAUCGCAGUCUUGCUGUGUUCUCAUCGCUGUCUUGCUGUGUUCUCAUCGCUGUCAUCCUCGUCGUCUUGUUGGAGUCUUCUUGUGUGUGUGUGUGUGUGUGUGCUUUGGCUCUAUAUUGGACAAGCCCUCCUCUACCCAUUCCUAAGGUGUAGAACUGGAUUGGAACGGUCACGGACAGACUUGCUGACUGACUCUCUGCCCUGCUGACUGACUCUCUGCCCCGGUGACUGACUCUCUGCCCUGGUGACUGACUCUCUGCCCUGGUGACUGACUCUCUGCCCUGGUGACUGACUCUCUGCCCUGGUGACUGACUCUCUGCCCUGGUGACUGACUCUCUGCCCUGGUGACUGACUCUCUGCCCUGGUGACUGACUCUCUGCCCUGGUGAC